AUGUCCAGUGGGAGCUCCGAGGUGGAAUCGGUGGGGGUUAUGUCGGAACCCGCGCUUCCGCCCAUCCGCGACCUGUCCCCGCUCUCGGCUCGGCGCGCUCUGUCCACGUGUUCGUCCUCCGCCUUCCGCACGUACAUCACGGCGCGCUUCCAGGACGCGCAGUCGCUGGGGCUCAACAGAGCGCCGCCGCCCGCGGAGCACUUGCUGCCCUCCGCCGCGAGCGACGCCAGCGGAAGCGGAGGCGGAGGCGGAGGCGGAGGCGCAGGCGGAACGGCGCAGCUGCUUCCCCGCCUCGUGAUGUCCCGCGGGAAGGCGCAAGAGGGAUCGCGGGAGGAUGGCGCGCGGAGGUUGUCGCUCGACGUGUACGCGUCCAGGAGGCAGGCCGCAGAUGGCGCCAGUGACAGCGCCAAUCGCGGCGGCGGCAGCGGCGGCGGCUACGGCGGCGGGGAGAUAGACGCGAUGGGGCUACGAGACGACGAGCUGUCCGUGAAAGCCGGUCGCUUCACGGGGCACAUGGCGGCGAUUCGGCGCCUGCAGGACGUGCGCCGCGCCGACCUGGUGGCGGCGCUGCUGUCGGAUAGCAACUGGCCGGCAGGCCUCGCCAUGGACGACCGAGUGAAGCUGGAUCAAUUCGCUGCUCUCUUCCCCUCCCACUCUUACCGCAACUCCCGCUCCUCCCACCCCUCGUCCUCCGCGUCUCUCGCCGCGUCGCUCGUCGCCGGCGUGCCCGUCUUCGCCGUCACCCCCGCCGCGCAAUGCGGGGGGAAGGGUAGCAGGUGGGACAAGUUCUCCAACGAGUCGUGUCUGCUGAGCUACUACGCGUUCCUGCAGAUGCUCUUUCUCGACGUUUUCUGGGCGGCGCUCGCCGCCAUCGCCGCCGCCACCGCCGUCGGGAGCGACGCCGCCUUGGGCGACGCCUGGGACGGCGACACGGCUCGCGAACUGCCCGGCACGCCGCGCGGCGAUGGCUGGCGCAGCCCCACGGCGGCGGUGACGGCGGCAGGGGCGGCGCCAGGGACGCCGAGAGCCCGCGCCGGACCGCGCUCUCCGCUCUUCCCGCCGGCGAGCCCGCGCUCCUCGCACGACCCGUUCCCGGCGUCGCCCAAACUCUCUCCUUCUGCCGCUGCUUCCGCCGCCGGCCUCGCUCCCAGCGGCCCGGCGCUGCAGCGCGCCGCGGCGCUGGUCCCCCGCAGCAGCUGUCUGGGCAGCCUGGCGAACGCGGCGCCGGGGGAGGGCGAGCGCAACCGGCGGCAGCAACUGGCGCGGCGCUGGGUGGCGAUGUGUCCGCCGGGGAGCGACGCGGUGGAGGAAGUGGUGGAGAUCGUGUCGCGCGUCAUCGCGCGCCUGCGCGCCGAUAUCAUCCUGGAGGCUGCUGCGGCCGCCGCCAACGGCGACGCCGACGGCGGCGGCGGCGGCGGGAGUGGCGGCGGCGACCCGGGCUGGCGCCGAGGCGACGAGAGCAGCGCAGACGCGCAGCGGUGGGAGGAACGGGAGGCGGAGGCGGUGCGGCAGAUUCAUAAGCUGGGAUGCGAAGACGUGGAUCGGCUGUUGUGGGGGCUGGAACUGGGUCGCUCGAGCCGCGACGGUCAACGCAAAAGCCAUGACUCGCAUGACGUGCCCAAAGAGGCUUCCAAGGUCGCUGAGCGUAUAGUGAGCGUGCUUAUAGAGGGAGCGAAUGGCGGCCGGGGUGUGCAGGGGGGCGCGCGGGGAGCGGAGGGGACAAGUGGCUCCGCCUCCGGCGCUGCUAGCGGUGGGGACGGGCUGCGGGGAGCUCUGCCUCCCCCGCCCGCGCGUACGGCGGGGAGCCUUGCGCGGAACCCGUCGCAAGGGGAUCUCAAGUCGUCGUCGUUCCUCGCGCUCGCCAUCGGCGCGUCGGGGGGAGGGGGCGCGGACGCGAAAGACGCGGGGACUCCGCGGGAAAGCGGCGGAGGUGCGCUGGGCGGGAGCAGAAGCGGGAGGUGGCAGCGCGGUGAGGGUGCGGAGAGGGAACGGGAUGGUCGGGAUGAUCCGUACGGCCGUGGCAGCGCAGCCUGUACGGCUGGGAAGCAACGAAGCGCACAGGCUGAUGCGUACAGGCGAGAUGAGCCGUACGAUCGGCGCGAUCGAGACGAGCGUCCGGGGGGGCGGAGCGACAGGCGCGGGGAGACGAGGAAUGACAGGGACGCGGAGGCACGAAGGUCGGGAGGUGGGCGGGACGAUGCACGCGGGGGGGGGGAGAAAAAUGACGAUGGCUACCGGGGAGGGGCGGAAGAGAUGGGAGAGAAUGCGGAGCGCGGGAGCAGCGGUCGUUUGAAAGAGGAGAAGCGGGAGGCGGAGCGAGAGGCGCGGAGAGAGGCGGAGAAGGAGGAGCUGCAGCGGCGGCAGCAGCAGUGGCGGAAAGGCGACGACCCCGCGGCGCUCAGCGCGGAUCCAUCCCGGCGCUUCGAGAAGACGCUGUUCGGCGGUGGGGGUGGGGGCGGAGUAGGAGGCGGGGAGAGCGGAGCGGGAGGAGCGGGGAUGUCGCGCCUUCGCUCUCUCUCCCCACUGCGCUCCACCUCCCCCCAUCGUCCCGUUUCUCCCGUGUCCCCGUUUCGCGCCUCGAAUCCAGCGUUGCCUAUGUCUCCCUAUCGAGCGCCUGAGGCGGCGCUUUCCCCUGCACCGAUGACGCCGCGCUCGCCCGCGGCUGGCGGAGAUUCGAGCGCGCGGACUGCGGACGGCGCAAGGUCGGGGAGAGAGCAGCGGUGGCAGGAAAUGGCGCAGAAGGAGAUGAAUCAGAUCUCGCCGGGACGAUUCCCGCCGGUAUCUCCCCGCGCCGUACCCCCAAGCUCCCCUCACCACCAACCUUCCGCUGCCUUGCAAUCCCCGCGCGCUGCGCCGAUGUCCCCUCGCGCGCUUCCCGCCCCUCGCUUCUCCUCCCCGCACGAGCCCGCCUCCCCUCGCGCGCCAACCUCCCCGCUUGCGCCCAACUCCCCUUAUAUGGUGACUUCCCCGCUUGCCUCCGGGCCCCCCUCCCCGUACGCGCCAAUGUCCCCUUACCCUGGCGCUAUGCGCGGAGGUGUUUCCCCCGCUUCACCCGCCACCACUGCUCCUGCGCCCAACCUAGCCCCGCUCAAGCUGCCACCUGGAAGGUCCAUGGCGCAGCAGCAGCAGCAGCAGCAGCAGUCGAAUAGCCCAUUAGCAGCAGAAGCCAAGCCCAGCCUUUGGGAAGCCCGGAAACCGCCUGCAAUGACCAUGCCUGAACCGCGCACGCCUACCGCUGCUGCUGCUGCUGCUGGUGCUGUGCCGUCUAGCCCUGUGCGGCACUACUAUCAACCCGGCGCCUCUCCCAGGUAUCCAAGUGGCAGUGCCCCUCGGGACGCAGGUGCAGGUGGCGGCUACAGGAGCCCAGCCAAUGCGCCGGCCCAUGCUCAGUCCCCGUACCAGCGCAGCGUGUCACCGGUUCCAGGUGCAGCAGCAGCAGCAGCAGCAGCUGGAGGGGGAGCCGGAGCAGUGCCGGUAUCACCUCGGCCCAGCGACAGCAACAAGGGCGGCUCUCUCUACCGGAGCUCGCCCACCCGGCACGAGAGGUUCAAGAUGCUGUACCAAAAACAGAAGCAGCAAAAGCCUGGAGGAGGAGGAGGAGAGAAGCCUGCUGCCAGGCCAUCUCCCAGGUACACUCCCUCCCAGGUUCCUCAACCGUCGGAGCAGCACAUGCCAGCUCGGCAGGACGCCAUUCCUCGCUGUGUAACACCCCCUUGGGAAACCCUAGCCAAGGUAGACAGCUUCCAUCCGUCUCCACUGCUCUUGCCCACUGCACCUGCCCCUCGCUCUCCAUCCCCGCAGUAUGCAUCUCCUGCUGCCCUUUCUGCUGCACUCAAGUCGCCUCAGUCCAGGAAAUUCCAGGGGCCCUCUGUUCAGGCGCCUACGUCUCCACUCCGCCCAACAGCUCCGAAUCUGCCAGACUUUGAGCCGCUGGAUGCGCUGGGCACCCCGCGGGACAUGCUCCUUCCGCCGCCUGUAACACCGUUUCAGAAGGGACGCCUUGCAGAUGUCCGUGACAUUUCUCCUCCUCCUCGAGGUUCCUUGCUGCCCUCAACUCCUCGCAAGCACGCUGAGGAAUUCAGAAAUGGAGGAGGAGCAGGUGAAGCUAAGCAGCUGAAUGCUUACUCUGCACGCAGAGCUCCUGCCUCUCCUCUGCAAGGGGCUUCUUCUGGGUGGAACAAUGCCGACCCCCAACCAGGCAAAGAAGCUUUCUGGGAUGCAGCCGACAAGGGUGGGGACGGCAGCUGGACUGCAUCGAGAAUUGAAGCUGUCACACAUGCGGGAAGGUCAUCGCCACUGCGGAGCUCCCGAAGCUGGCGACAGCUUGUCCCGUCCCUUGGGAAGAUCCGAGGGGUUUCGCCACAGCGUCUGGCUGAUCCUGAUGAGAUCCCGCCUGUUGAGCCAGAUGUGAAAUUCCAGCAGGUGCAGCAGUGGCUGUGGAGCCAGCCGGAUCACCCUGGUGAGGAAGACGAGGAGGAGGACCACUGGAAGGCAAAGGAAAGGACAGCUGAGACAUCCGAGGCUUCACAAACUUCACCUGGAGAGCAGCCUGACGUAACCAGCACAAGAGCAGGGAGUGGUCACAGGGGAAUGCUUGAUGUGGAUGAGCGGCGCAGGAGGGGAUUGGAGAUCUCCCGUCCUCUCUAUGAUGUUGAUGAGCGGGAGAAUGAACUAGUUCAUGCAUCAGUGAGGGUGUCGGCUAUAAGCACCAGCAAGGUGAUGCAGGACAGGGCAAAUAUUGGGGCUUUCAGUCCGGAUGUCAGCCCACGAGCUGGAGCAGGGAGUGCGUGGAAGAAGGUGAUGGGGCUAGGCACUUCAAGCAGGAGCCCAGAUCAUGCCAGAAAGGCAGGAUCUGGUAGGCUUGUACCGGUGCAAGACCCUGACAGGGUUGAGAAUAAGACUGAGCAGCACAGGCUCUUUCGUUCAGGGUCUCCUCUAAGGGCUGUUCUGCGACGGGGUGCACCAUGA
Molecule: messenger RNA, 4968 nt
Organism: Closterium sp. Yama58-4
Lineage: Eukaryota; Viridiplantae; Streptophyta; Zygnematophyceae; Desmidiales; Closteriaceae
Source: the annotation of a GenBank genome assembly